AUGCAGACAGCCAUCACGAACCCUCAAUGUGCAAAGCCCCACUUCAAAACGGCCGAUGUCGAUGAUUAUAAGCGGAGAAUUAUCCUCCAAUCCGUACACAAAGCCGAUCUGCUCUACUGCACUGAGGAUGAGAUGGCCAAAAGCAUCCGUAUUGAUCUGAACAACAAACUGGGAGGGCACUGGCAUGUCAUUGUUGGUCGACACUUUGCAAGUUACUUUACUUUCACUCCGGGAUUCAUGGCUCAUCUGAUUCUACGAGACAUACAAUUCCUCGUCUAUCAGUACGAGCAGGUGAAAUAA
Molecule: messenger RNA, 300 nt
Organism: Echinococcus granulosus
Lineage: Eukaryota; Metazoa; Platyhelminthes; Cestoda; Cyclophyllidea; Taeniidae
Product: Dynein light chain 1, cytoplasmic
Exons: 2
Coding region: 1-300 (99 amino acids)
Biological process (GO): microtubule-based process
Cellular component (GO): dynein complex
Source: RefSeq, a predicted model, not a curated record